AAGUGAGUACCAACCCCACGGAGGCGUAAUGCACUAGUCCACUCGACAAUCAACCUGAUGCGUGAUAACAGACGCUCCAUUUGCAUAGAUACUACACAGGUUUUUAAGGACCUUUAUCAGAGAGUGUAUGAAAUGUGGCUCGAAGUCUGCAAGAUCAUCCCUCAAGGCGCUGUCCUGCACUGCACCAUUCAGCCAAUGGGUACGGCUAGUAUUCAGACCGGUAAAGAUCAGGGAGGGGUGUCAAAUGGAGGUUAUCAUAGGCCUUGAAAGUGUCGCACAGUGCUGCAAGUUGCUUCCAAUCCUCCCAUAAUGUCUGAUCUUCAACCACAGGACUAAGGGACGUCAUGCAAUCAAUCUAGUGGGUUUUCACCUGUGCAUCGCCUGAAGAUGGUAGUGACCAUGGCGCGGCCCAAAAGACCGGAGAUAGUAUGUCAAAGAUAGUACAGUCACUGGUCAGAGAGAAGGGCCUACUCUUGGAUUUCAGGUGUUGGAUUUCAGGUGUAUGACUUUGCAAGUGGCUCAAAGUCCUUGGCAGCUACGUAGCCUGGAAUAUUAGGCUCAUGCGGAGGCGGCGGCCAAGAACGACGCGGAGGGCGCCCUACAAUAGCUGCAGAAAGGCGGGUUCCUUUUAUGCGACAAUAUAUGAUGAAGCAUGGUUGAAAGUAUGCAGCUUGUAAGCAGGAGAGGCAG
Aspergillus piperis CBS 112811 is the source of this 690-nucleotide messenger RNA. RefSeq lists its product as uncharacterized. The transcript has a single exon. Bases 58 to 267 code for a protein of 69 amino acids. The record is from RefSeq and is a predicted model, not a curated record. NCBI's taxonomy places the organism in Eukaryota, Fungi, Ascomycota, Eurotiomycetes, Eurotiales, Aspergillaceae.